CUACUGUGGUUUUACCUACCAAACUGGAGAAUAUUGAGAUUGAAGUUAAUUAGAGCAUCGAGCAAACCAAAUCAACUAAGCAAUUCCUCUGACACUCUGCCUUUCACAACACUGCAUUUAACUAAUUGUCCUUGAACCAGUCUCCAAUCUGUUAACUUCGAGCACAAACACGAGAAAAAAACCAUCAAUUAAGGGAAAUUAUUGUGUUGAUUAACAACCGCAAGUCCAGAAUCUCACAGUGAAAAGUAAAAGGUGAUUGAGAGACAAAAUCUAAGUAUUUCAUUAAACAAACGAAGAAUAUUCUUGCAAACUAAACUUCAAUGGAAGCAAGGAAGUUGAUUCACUUUGCUUUAUUCCUGCAAUGCUAUAAAAGAGCAGUAAGCAACAAACGCAACACACAAGCCAUUCUCAGUUUUGACAUUUCUAAACCAACCAAAAGUGUUUAACAACUUUUAUAGCCACCAUGGCAAACACCCCGAAUCCGAUAACUCCCAAAGUAUCAGCUCAGUUACAACCUCAGCAACCAAAACUAUCAUGGGAUGCUGAAAAAAACUUUUUACCUUCUGAUAUAAUCAGGCCACUUCUGUUGAGGGGUAACGAACGAGGAGGCAUCUUCUUGACCUCUGAUGAUAAUGCCCUCUCCAAACAGAUUGAGCAGCUGCACCAACCUGAUGCUCGAAAUGUUAAUGUCAGACCUCUUUUCCAUCUAGUUGAGGAAAUCAUCCGCCAUGCUACUCAAAAUACUGAAAGGUCUUCAAUGGGUCAGAGGGAUGCCCAAGGAAGCAGACUUACCCUUGACGGUCUUCAAGAAGUUCCUGAUUUGCCACUCAUUGUUGAAAGGAUAUCCUCUGAGAUGACAUGUAAGUUACUGAGUGGAUACGAUGCACACAAUACCACCCUCUCGGUGUUGAAUAUGCUGCCACACUUUUCUUGGGAAGCCAAGGUGGUGCUCACAUUAGCAGCAUUUGCUAUGACUUUUGGAGACUUCUGGCUUCUUGCCCAAAUUUAUUCUAGAAAUGCCCUGGCAAAAUCAAUGGCACUUAUGAAGCAAUUGCCUAUGGUCGUGGAGCAUGCAGGCGCCUACAGGAACCAGUUUGAAGCCACUAAUAAUCUAAUAAAGGCCAUGCUUGAUACAACCAGGUGCAUUGUUGAGUUUGGAGAGUUACCUACGAUGUAUAUCACAGAUGAAGAUCCUGAAGUCAAGGCUGCAAUGAGGCAUUUCCCAAUAGCUGUUUAUUGGAUAAUCAGAAGUGCUGUGGCUGCUGCGACCCAGAUUACAACCAUGUCUAGCAAGGGAAUCGGACAUAUGUCAGCCACAGCUGAAUCAUGGGAGCUCUCCAACUGGGCUCACAAACUUAAAACUAUCAAUGAUCAUCUCAGGAGCACCUUAGACAACUUGUACAGGCUUAUAGAGGAGAAGAAACAGAUUGACGCUUAUAAUAUGAUCAAGAAAAUCAUCUACCACACAAUUCAUGUUGACAACAUGAAAGUCCUGAAGACCUUGAUCUAUGCUGAUGAUGAUAUAUCUCCAAUAUAUGAUGGUCCUGCAAAGAGAAGGGUCCACCUUGAGAUGUUGAGGAGGAAAAAUGUGUUAUUACUCAUAUCAGGCCUCGAUAUCACUCAUGAAGAGCUCUUCAUUCUUGAGCAAAGCUACAAUGAAUCGAAGGUCCACGAAUAUGAGAUUGUCUGGAUGCCAGUCAUUGACCGUUCUCUCCAAUGGACAGAUGCCAUGGAAGUAAAGCUUGAGACUCUGAAAGCCUCAAUGCCCUGGUAUUCUGUUCAUCAUCCUUCAAUAAUCGAAAAUGCAGUCAUCAAGUUCCUUAAAGAUGAUUGGCACUAUCAUGGUAAGCCUAUGCUUGUGGUGCUGGAUCCUCUGGGAAAAGUUCUGAGCCCAAACGCAAUCCACAUGAUGUGGAUCUGGCAAAGCCAAGCUUUCCCAUUCACAAGCAUAAGGGAGGAGGCUCUUUGGGAACAGGAAACAUGGAGGCUUGAACUGCUUGUUGACGGCAUUGAUCAAAAAAUUCUAGACUGGAUCAGAGAAGAGAAGUACAUUUUUUUGUAUGGAGGAGAUGACCUACAAUGGAUCAGAAAGUUUACAAACGAGGCACAUACUGUAUCGCGAGCUCUGCGAAUUCCACUUGAAAUGGUCUAUGUUGGCAGGAGCCAUAACAAAGAACUGGUACGUAAGGUUUGUGCAGCUAUAACAAUAGAACAACUGAGCCAUUGCUGGCAAGACCCGACCUUUGUUUGGUAUUUUUGGACAAGAAUUGAGAGCAUGAUCUUCUCAAAGAUUCAACUAGGGAAAGUCCAUGACCAUGCAGAUAUCAUACUGCAAGAGAUACAAAGGCUCCACAGCCAUGACAAAUCUCAUGGUGGCUGGGCAGUCCUUGCCAAAGGCUCUACAAUUGUGGUCCACGGUCAGGGUAAGCUUGCUCUGAAUGCUCUUCAAGAAAUGGAGAUAUGGAAGGAACGUGCUAUAAGAGAGGGAUUCGAAGUGGGGUUUGGAAGUCAUUACAAAGAACUUCAUAUGAAGGAAUAUCCAUGUCAUAGGAUUGAGUUCCCCUCUAGUGUGAGAAUUCCAAAAAGUAUGCUUUGCCCUGAGUGCCGUCGCCACAUGCAUAGGUUCAAUUCAUUCAUCUGCUGCCAUGAAGAUUACGAUCCUGAAGCUGAGAUUCCACCUGCAGUGGCGGCUGCUGCAACCACUGUUGCUCAAUAUGAGGGAUAAGUCACAAUGUUUCUGUGAUUUUCAUUGUCUUUCUUUUUUUUUUUUUUCUUUUUUCAUAAAAGCAUUAUACUAGUAUAAAGACCAAAGAGGUGAGGUGAUACAUUUGCUACCUAUAUUAUGAUCCAUUCUCGUUGCAAAUGGCUUCAAUCUUGUAAUUCGCUUUCAUGUUAUCAGUGUACUCUCUUCAUAUACAAAGUAUCAAGUAAUUAUUUAAUGCUGAUGCAAAAUUAGCUAGAGAGAUUAAAACUCUUUAAGGUAUCCACUGAUUGAUCUCAGGUUUGGGCUUCCUUUUGUUCCUGCUAAAAGGUUGACACAUAAAUGACCCUAAAUCAUUCUCAAAGAGCACAAGGAAUGCCAUGAAAACCGUGGAUGGAGCUCACAUAUAAUGUCGUGGAUAGGAUAACAUAUGAAUACAGUUGCCAACUGGUUUAGGUUACACCCAUCUUUACAUACAACUGCUGAUUCUGAACUUACAGACUCAGUUGCUUGAAG
Molecule: messenger RNA, 3217 nt
Organism: Chenopodium quinoa (quinoa)
Lineage: Eukaryota; Viridiplantae; Streptophyta; Magnoliopsida; Caryophyllales; Amaranthaceae
Product: protein SIEVE ELEMENT OCCLUSION B-like
Exons: 7
Coding region: 464-2725 (753 amino acids)
Biological process (GO): phloem development
Source: RefSeq, a predicted model, not a curated record